Messenger RNA from Durio zibethinus, 2160 nucleotides. RefSeq lists its product as uncharacterized. Lineage: Eukaryota; Viridiplantae; Streptophyta; Magnoliopsida; Malvales; Malvaceae. The record is from RefSeq and is a predicted model, not a curated record.
CGGUCAGACUACGAGAAUCCCAAUGGCAAGAGAGUCGCUUUUUUUUUUUUUAAUUCACUUUUCAGACACGUUCAUUUGUCAAACUUUUAUCACAAAGAAAAAGCCUUCAAUAAAAUAUGUGUCUGAUAACAUCUCUUUUUUAUUGUCCUUUGUCUCUCUGACUCUUAUCUUCCCUCCUGAGGUAAAAGUGAAGUCAACAAGGAGAUGGAUGAGAGUGGAAGAGUACAUCCGGAUUGUGCUAAUGCUGCUAAUCCUUACCAUGAAUGUGGUGUGUAUUGCCUAGAAAAGAUUGCUGAAGGCAAGGGACGAAAGGAAAAGGAUAAAAAGAAAAUAGAUAACCACUAUGGUAUAAAAGAAGUUGUGCAUACCACAAGGGUUGAUGAUGGGGGGAGAGUGCAACCAAAUUGCCCUAAAGCAUCUAAUCCUUACCAUGAAUGCAAUGAAUUUUGCAUCCAGAAAACUUCCAGGGCAGAUAAUCACAAUGGUAUAAAACAAGGUGAGGUUAGCAAAAAGAAGGAUGACGAGGGAAGAGUGCACCCAACAUGCAGAAAGGCGUCUAAUCCUUACCAUGUAUGUGAUGAAAAUUGCUUCAAAAGAACUACAGAGGCCAUUCAAGGGGUUAAAAAGGAAUCAGAUAUUCGCAAUGGUAUAAAACAAGGUCAGCUUAGCAGAAGGAAGGAUGAGAGAACAGUAUAUCCAACUUGUCCAAAAGCAUCUAAUACUUAUCACGAAUGUGAUGAAAAUUGCUUCAAAAGAAAUACUGACGCCAAUACACCGGGGGUUAAAAAAGAAACAGGUUCCAAAAUUCUAGAUGCUUCUAGAAGCUUUGGCAAGAAAAAGAAGGGAUCUGAGUCUCAGCCGAAGUCCCCUCGAGCACUUGAGAUUACCCCUGCCCUAGGUGCGGUUUACCCUGGUAAUCCUAAGUCACCUCGAUCUCAUUUUUCUAGGAAGAAUAUGGCAGCAGAGAAUGGUGAGUCUUUUUCUUCUUCUGAGCAAAACUCUAAAGAGAUUUAUUCCCGAGAUCAAUCUUUGGACAAAGCGCAAAUUCAGUACUCUCAACCACUGCCUAUGUCUGGGAAAAUCAUGUCCACUGAUGAUACACCAACCAAAUUGAAAGAAGCAGAGAAGGAUCAAAAUUCUCCUAAGGUAUGUGCAGAUGCAAAUACUGAGGGUGGGAAAGAUGUCACUAGCUCAAACUUUAGUUUCUCAGGGAUUGUCCGAGCUUUAGAAGAGAGUGAUGAGGAAGAAGAGGUUGAAUCUGUUAUCUCUGAUUCCUGUGUACCAGUUGGAAAAUACCAUGUGAAAGCAAGUAUCUCCUCGAUUCUACAGUCAAUUUUUGACAAGUAUGGAGACAUAGCAGCUAACUGUCAGUUGGAAUCAGCUUCCAUGCGUGCUUAUUAUUUAGAGUGCUUGUGUGCUGUACUUCAAGAGUUGCAUUCCACUUCAUUCAAGCAACUGACCAAAGCGAAAGUAAAAGAAAUGUUUGCUGUUCUUAAGGAUGUAGAAUCUGCACAUAUUGAUGUUAGAUGGCUGCGCGCUCUGCUUAAUGAAAUCUCAGAAGCUAUUGAGUUUGUUAGUCAACGUCAAACUAUUGAAGCCAAAAAGGCCAAGUACGAUCUAUCAUUAGACUCGUUAAGGAAAGAACUGGAAUCUCAAAUGGAAGAUCUAGCACAGAAAGAAAAGGUGGCUGCUGAUGCCCGGAAGCUAGUCACAGAAACCCAGGCUCGUCUGGAUGACAUUGAGCAUGAACGUUCUCAAUUGGACAAAACUAUUUCAUCAAUACAGUCCAUCACGGAAAGAUUCCAGGGCAAAUCUGUGGCGGAUGAACUGCUCUUGUGAAGCAAAACGUUAGUAUUCUGGAUGUGAAAGUAGUUUGUGUAGAGCAAUUGACAAUAGGCUUUUAUACUUGCUUUCAAGUACCAUAUCUUAUCCGUUUCUAGGAUUUCUGGAAUAAUUGAACUGUCAAGAGAAAGUACAGUCCUUGAUCUUAGCCUCAAAAAAUCUUAUUCAUAAAAGUGGCUUUCAUGUUGCUUAACCUAAAUCUUGUAUGAUCAUUGGAUUAAGCUUUCUUUUCUUAAAAAAAAGGAAAUAAAAAACAGUUCAAUUCCAUCUCCUAUCUUCCUUUCUCCUUGACUCAUGUUUCAAUUCGUGGUGUUUUUC